ACAACCGGUCUGACUCCAUUUCCCAUCAUACCGCUCGGUGAUUUCUCCGGAAGAAAACCUCCGCUUUUCCUUUGCUCUUCCUCUUUACGUCAACGGCGUCUAGUACACGAUGGGACGUGUGAUCAGGGGACAGAGAAAAGGUGCGGGCUCUGUGUUCAAAGCUCACGUCAAGCACAGAAAAGGUGCCGCCAAACUCCGUCACAUUGACUUCGCUGAACGCCAUGGUUACAUCAAGGGGAUUGUGAAGGACAUCAUCCAUGACCCCGGGCGCGGUGCUCCUCUGGCCAAAGUCGCCUUCCGUGAUCCGUAUCGGUUCAAGAAGAGGACAGAGCUCUUCAUCGCUGCUGAGGGCAUCUACACUGGACAGUUCAUCUACUGUGGCAAGAAGGCUCAGCUGAACAUCGGCAACGUUCUGCCCAUUGGCACAAUGCCUGAGGGAACCAUCGUUUGCUGUCUGGAGGAGAAACCUGGCGACAGAGGCAAACUCGCCCGUGCUUCAGGAAACUACGCCACAGUCAUCUCACACAACCCUGACGCCAAGAAGACCAGAGUCAAACUGCCUUCAGGCUCCAAGAAGGUCAUGUCAUCCGCCAACAGAGCAGUUGUUGGUGUGGUUGCUGGAGGUGGUCGUAUUGACAAGCCCAUUCUGAAGGCUGGUCGCGCUUACCACAAAUACAAGGCCAAGAGGAACUGCUGGCCACGUGUCCGUGGUGUGGCUAUGAACCCUGUUGAGCAUCCCUUCGGUGGUGGUAACCAUCAGCACAUUGGCAAACCUUCAACAAUCAGGAGGGAUGCGCCUGCUGGUCGUAAGGUCGGUCUUAUCGCUGCCCGUCGUACAGGCAGACUGCGCGGAACAAAGACCGUCCAGGAGAAGGAGAACUAAAUACGAGAUUCUUCUUAUAAUAAAAUGUGUUCCAAAAACCGAAC
Betta splendens (Siamese fighting fish) is the source of this 927-nucleotide messenger RNA. It is a transcript of the gene rpl8, whose product is annotated as ribosomal protein L8. The transcript is spliced from 6 exons. Gene Ontology annotation, molecular function: RNA binding; structural constituent of ribosome. Gene Ontology annotation, cellular component: cytosolic large ribosomal subunit; ribosome. Gene Ontology annotation, biological process: cytoplasmic translation. The record is from RefSeq and is a predicted model, not a curated record. Lineage: Eukaryota; Metazoa; Chordata; Actinopteri; Anabantiformes; Osphronemidae. The coding region runs from base 110 to 883 and encodes 257 amino acids.